AUGAUCUACGAUAUUUUUUGUAAAUUUCAGAUUAUUUACGCACGCUUUGGAAAAGGAACACAUAUUAUGUUUUGUUGUAUUGCACUUUUUGCUAAUUCAAUAACAGUGAUGAUGAUUAUCUUAGCAGCUAAAGCCGCCAUUUAUGUUCUAGUGAAGGAUGUUUCGGAUGAAAUGAUUCUUCUGUUGUUGGCUUUUCUUUUUGGUUCUUAUUGUUUUAUCGGUGGACUUGGUACAGCCUUUUACAUAUCAUAUUUUAACACGGCUUUAACAUUCGUUAGUGUUCUAGUGUUUAUUGUACAUGUAACAUAUAAAGAAACUGAUAACAUUUUCGUAAUGAAGGAAAAUAUGUACGAGGCCAUGAAAUGUAUACACGGUCCUGAUGGUAAUUAUGAAAACUCAUUUAUGACAUUUAGAUCUCGAGGAGGUGUGAUAAUUGGAGUAGUUAUGUUUCUUAUGUCAACAUCGGUGGCUUUUGUAGACCAAGCAAACUGGCAAAGUCGAAUUGCCGCCAAGCCCUUCCAGGGUGUUGCAGGCUUUUUUAUUGCUGCCUACCUGUGGUUUGCUAUUCCAUUAACAAUUACCAUUACGUCAACUACAGUUUACAUGUCCAUGAGCUAUCAGAAUGGAACACAUCUGUUAAGUCCUUUGGAUAUAGAUUCAGGUAGGUGA
Mytilus californianus (California mussel) is the source of this 669-nucleotide messenger RNA. RefSeq lists its product as uncharacterized. The record is from RefSeq and is a predicted model, not a curated record. Gene Ontology annotation, cellular component: plasma membrane. The coding region runs from base 1 to 669 and encodes 222 amino acids. Lineage: Eukaryota; Metazoa; Mollusca; Bivalvia; Mytilida; Mytilidae. The transcript is spliced from 2 exons. Gene Ontology annotation, biological process: urea transmembrane transport. Gene Ontology annotation, molecular function: urea transmembrane transporter activity.